Messenger RNA from Amphimedon queenslandica, 801 nucleotides. RefSeq lists its product as uncharacterized. The record is from RefSeq and is a predicted model, not a curated record. The coding region runs from base 31 to 762 and encodes 243 amino acids. NCBI's taxonomy places the organism in Eukaryota, Metazoa, Porifera, Demospongiae, Haplosclerida, Niphatidae. The transcript is spliced from 10 exons.
CAUUUGAGCUUUUGUUGUCUUGUUCUAAUAAUGGCAUCACUGGCACUGAGAAGUAGCAUCAGGAGUUUAAAGCUUCACUCUUUGCUCAAUAAAAAUCUUGACCAAAAUACAACCAAUGAAGUAUAUGAACUUUGGCAUCAAAAUAUAGAUAGAAGGAACAGCUACAGAGAUUUCCUAAAACUUCAUAAUUCAUUUGAUUGCACUCUGAUAAUUCAAGAUGACAAAAAGAUAUGUGCCAUGAUGUGUUAUAGCAGUUUACCAACAGAUCUUGUGCACAAUUCAAGAAAAAUCCACAUAUUGACACCUGGAGCUGCAUACAUACUACCAGAGUAUCAAAGGAGAGGGAUUCUUCACAAAUUUUUCCUGCACAUGACAAUCAGAGAGAAGCUCCUGCGUCCAUUCACACCAUUAUACAUGACAGCUAACUUCCUAACUUACAAGUAUUAUCCAGCUUUUCUUCGUUUUUCAGAGCAUGCAUAUCCACGCUAUGACAGGCCAACCCCUGACACUGAGAAAAGAAUCAUGGAGUACUAUGCUCUGCACUAUCUUAAUUGUAGUGACACUUAUGAUCCUGAAAGAGGUGUAGUCCAAUUACCACAGGCUGUUAAGAAAGAGGUUGGAGCUAUUGAUGAAAAACAUUUAAAAAAUCCACAUGUCAAGUAUUAUGCUGAGAGGACUAACUGGGAAAAGGGUGAAGCACUGCUUGGGGUUGCUAAUGUUUCAUGGAAGGUUAUAGCUUCAAUAUACAAUAACUGGAAAUAAACUAUAGCUAAAGACAUUACUAUUCUUAAUAAAGUUAUU